Oncorhynchus nerka (sockeye salmon) is the source of this 3871-nucleotide messenger RNA. Its product is annotated as endonuclease/exonuclease/phosphatase family domain-containing protein 1-like. Gene Ontology annotation, cellular component: plasma membrane. Gene Ontology annotation, biological process: DNA repair. The coding region runs from base 408 to 2072 and encodes 554 amino acids. The record is from RefSeq and is a predicted model, not a curated record. Lineage: Eukaryota; Metazoa; Chordata; Actinopteri; Salmoniformes; Salmonidae. The transcript has 7 exons. Gene Ontology annotation, molecular function: catalytic activity; DNA binding.
CAUCAACUUGCCACUGGACAGUUCCUCUAGGCAAGCUGACCGGUGUGGACUGUUAAUUUACCUGAAUACUCAGCAGGGAAAUAACACCAGUAAGCUUCAUGACAAAAAUGGAGUGAGAGACAGCUGAAUAAUUGGACCUGCGAGGGGAACCGCUGUUUUGUGCAUAUGUUCUAUCUAUUUUAUUCGCGAAAAAGCAAAUACACGAUAAUAUGUUUGUCAAUGAGUAAAAACAGUCUUGAAUGCAGGGCAUGUAUCUAAGCAAAAGUCGGUCAAUCACACUGUAGGCUACUUUUCCACGUUGCGCGCCUGCUGCUGUGGUGCGGCUGCUUUCGCCGCUCUGCCCGGUCGAUCCACGGCCUCUAGGCUUCGAAGCCACGGUGAAUUGCACUGCCAACUGAGCCGCAGCCAUGGGUGGGAAUUUGGGGUGCCACCGCUCGAUCCCCAAAGACCCGACGGAUUUCAGCAACAGCAAGCGCAAGUUUAGCGCAGCGUGCAACUUCAGCCACAUCCUCGUGAACCAGGAGAGGUUGAAUAUCAACACGGCCACCGAGGAGGAGCUGAUGACUCUACCGGGAGUGAACCGUAUGGUAGCGCAGAAUAUCGUGCAGUAUCGGGACUGCAUUGCGGGGUUUAAAAAGGUAGAAGAUUUGGCUCUCGUGAGUGGAAUUGGUGCCGGAAAACUGGAGAUCAUCAGACUGGAAAUAUGCGUUUCGAGCAGGACGAGUUCGUCCCAACACUCACCGUCGUCGCUGCGUAAAGACUUCGAGCCCCACCUGUCAUGCACAGGUAUGAACAUUAAUACUGCCACACCGGCGCAGCUCAUGAGCAUUCGUGGAAUCACGGGUAAAAUAGCGAAUAACGUAGUAGAAUACAGGUUAGAAAACGGUCCGUUUAAAAGCAUCGAAGACUUGGUGAGGGUCAAUCACAUAAACUCGUCUCUAUUGGACAAAAUCCGCUUUCAAGUGUAUGUGGAGCGUUCCAGAACACCUUCCACCAAUACCAACGGGGGGUUGGCAUACAAUACCAAGUCUCAUCCGAGCCCCACAUCGUUCAGUCUCCUGAGUGAGGACCUGGAUCUCCCAGCCGGGGGGCCGACUCGGAUCAUGUCGGUGCGGCCCGACGUGGAGCCUCCUUCUGGGAUGCGGGAGGGGAAGGCGGUGGUCAGGGUGGCUACCUGGAACCUCCAGAACUGCUCCUGUGAAAAAGCCAACAACCCUGGAAUCAAAGAGGUCGUGUGUAUGACACUGCUUGAAAAUGACAUCAAGUUACUGGCCGUCCAAGACCUGGUAGAUCGGGAGGCCCUUGACAAGUUCUGUGUGGAACUGAACCAGGGCUCGUUGGACAGCGUGCGGAAGUGGAGAGGACCACGGGGAGUAUGGAAGAGUACCGUCUCUGAGAAACCCACAGGACUGUUCAACAAGGGAGUCAGUUAUUCUGGGUUCCUGUGGGACAGCUCUUCUGGGAUUGACCUGAAAGAUGCUUCGGUCCUGGAGAGUCCUGUUGUCAACGGCAACGGGAUGCACCCCCACCCCCGGCCAUAUCUCGCCCACUUUUAUGUUGGAUCGUUGGAGAUGACAAUGGUCAAUGUCCACAUGAGUGCUGGGGCUUGGGAGUCCAACUGUAGGAACCACACCUCUGAGGAAGUCAAGGCCCACAGACUGACCUCCAGGAUCCAGGACACACUGAAAGCUCAGAAGGGCCUGGUGGUGUUGGGAGACUUUGGCCUGCCCCCCCAGAGCAGUGAGCUGGACCAGCUGAGGAAGGAGAGGCUGAGCCCACUGGUGCCCCCCAACAUGUUCACCAACAUCAGCACCCGCUCCCCCAAGGGCUCCCUCUGUCUGGACAACAUCUGGGUCAGCAAGUCACUGAAGAAGAUCUACGCAGGACACUGCCUGGUGGUGCGAGAGGGCCUGACCAACCCCUGGAUACCUGACAAUUGGUCGUGGGGUGGGGUGGUGUCCGACCAUUGUCCUGUCAUGGCCGAGUUCUACGUGGACGUGGCACAGAAGGAGCUGAGAAACAGAGUUUCCGUGGUAGAGAGAGGAGAAAGUAUGUCGAAACACGAGCGGUGACUGUGGCUCGCGGUCGCCACAGAGAUACAGAAGGAAGAUUGUGGCAUGGUGGAUGUGAUAUCAGACUGACUUGACUUUGCCCUGGACUGGAUCCUGCUUUGGCCUGGGUUUUGCAGUGGAUCGAAGGGUGGAUUUACCUGACGAAUGUGAAUUGAAGCACCGAGAUUGCCUUUUUAGUUUCCUUUAUCAAUGUACAGUAGAGACUUAUCAUGACAUUGUUUUGCAGUAAAUAAUUUAAAACUGAUAGUGUGUUAGACAUCAGUGUGCCAAAACAUUUUAAAAAUGUAUAUGAAAUAAAAGGAAAUGGACAUUCCCUGUGCUCAUCUUUGAUAUGAGAUCCAACCACUAGAGCCCUAGCAUGUUCAUGUCUGUCAGUGUUAUGAGCUUGGCUAUGGAGUGAUUUAAUGCCACCAGGAAUUGAAUCUGAAUGUGUUACCCUAAUACUAUACAAGCAAACACAACUAAUGUGAAUUUCUCAUGAUUAUGUUGUACUUGUGCCUGUGACCUACAGUGCAUUUGGAAGGUAUUCUUACCUCUUCCCUUUUUCCACAUUUUGUUACAUUACAGCCUUAUUCUAAAAUUGCUGAGGAAAAAAAUAAAUUUAAUCAAUCUAGACACGCCACCCCAGAAUGACAAUCUACACACGCUACCCCAUAAUGACAAAGUGAAAACAGGCUUUUAGAAUUGUUGCACAUUUAUUUUAAAAAUUAUAUUAUUUCCAUAACUAUAGCUCAGGUGCAUCCUGUUUCAAUUGAUCAUCCUAGAGAUGUUUCUAUAACUUGAAUGGAGUCCACCUGUGGACAUCUCAAUUGGACAUGAUAUGGCACAGACCUAGACUUAGACCUGUCUGUAAAAGGCACAUGACAGCCCACUUGGAGUUUGCCAAAAGGCACCUAAAAGACUCCGACCAUGAGAAACAAGAAUCUUUGGUCUGAUGAAACCAAGAUUGAACUCUUUGACCUGAAUGCUAAGCGUCCCAUCUGGAGAAACCUGGCACCAUCCCUACAGUUGUAUGCUGUGGGGAGGUUUUUCAGGAGCUGGGAGACUAGUCAGGAUCUAGGGAAAGAUGAACAGAGCAAAGUACAGAGAGAUCCUUGAUGGAAAACCUGCUCAGGACCUCAGACUGGGGUGAAGGUUCACCUUCCAACAGGACAACGACCCUAAGCACACAGCCAGACCAUGCAGGAGUGGCUUCGGGACAAGUCUCUGAAUGUCUUUGAGUGGCCCAGCCAGAGCCUGGACUUGAACCCAAUCGAACAUCUCUGAAGAGACCUGAAAAUAGCUGUGCAGCGACGCUCCCCAUCCAACCUGACAGAGCUUGAGAGAAUCUGCAGAGAAGAAUGGGAGAAACUCCCCAAAUAAAGGUGUGCCAAGCUUGUAGCGUCAAACCCAAGAAGACUCCAGGCUGUAAUCGCUGCCAAAGAUGCUUCAACAAAGUACUGAGUAAUUUGUUAUAUAUUUGCAAAAAAAACAGUUUUUGCUUUGUCAUUAUGGGGUAUUGUGUGUAGAUUGAUGAAGGGACAGAAUAAUCCAUUUUAGGAUAAGGCUGUAAUGUAACUAAAUGUGGAAAAGGUCAUGGGGUCUGAAUACUUUCUGAAUGCACUGUACAUAACGUAGCUGUAGCCUAUAGCUUCCACACUGAUGCACAGUAAUACUGGUACAUUUGACUCUGUGAGGGAAAUGGGAGGCUGGAGUUCAGCUGUUGACAAAGGAGUUGAAUACUUAUUGACUCAAGAUGUUUCAGCUUUUCAUUUUUCAUUUAUUUGUAAAAAAUAUAUAAAAACAUACUUCCACUUUGA